CGUGCUCAGAAGGUACAAUUCGCUGGGUGCUGGUGGAGAUGCCCGGGCGGAGAAGGCGCCGGAGUCGUGGUCCACCCAGCACACACGAGAGUAAGAAGCUGGGCGACGCUGCUCGGGUGACCCGCGCCAGGGCCGGGACAGGGGUAGCCAUGCCGGGCGCGGCCUCCCGUCCCGCCGCUACCGCCCGGCGAGCUCAAGGUCCGUUGGCGGCCUCGCUGAGACACCCGGCUGAGAUUGGUGUGACCUUUGCGGACAUUGCUCUGUACUUCUCCAGGGAAGAAUGGCGCCUCCUUGAUGAAGCUCACAAACGCCUGUACCUGGAUGUGAUGCUGGAGAACUUUGAACUGGUAUCCUCACUGGGUAAUGCCUUCACUGUGCCGGCGGUGUGGACCAGGCUUUGCAUUUCCUUAUGCCUUCUGUUCUCCAGGGAGUGCUCUCUCCUCAUGUGUGGACUGUUGCUGCUGUGGAGCAGAGGAUGUGGAAGCACCUGUUGAACAAAACGUUUCUGUAAGAGUGGUACAUGCAAAGAAUCCCAUGGUGGCUUUCUCUUCCCAGCAGAGUCACCCCAGUGAGACUUGUGGGUCAGUGCUGAGACACAUUUUCCACUUGACUGAGGAGCAGGAGACACAACACAGCCAGAAACCAUUGCAGUUUGGGGCAUGUGCAAAACAAUUUUACUUCAGUACAAAGUGUCACCAGCACCAGGAGGAUCAUGUGAGAGAGAAGCCUUUCAGAAGAGGUGAGGACAGGAUCCUGCUUACGGAGGGCUGCAAUGUCAGUGUGUCCCAGAAGCAUUUUACCUGUGGCAAGGUGGGACAGGAUGUCCUUACCGAGUUAGAACAUCUCCAACAAGAGACUCCUCACACCAGGGACAGGCCAAAUGAAAUCUCGCCAUCUGGAGAGACUACUCAAAGCAGGGAAAAUUAUUUCACCCACAACGAAUGUGAAAGAGCUGUUGGCUGCAGCCACGCGUAUGAUCAAAACAAGGGUGUCCUUACUGGAAGACAGUGUUUCACGUGUCAUGAUUGUGGAAAAUAUUUUUCUGGAAUUUCUAGUUUUUGUUAUUGUCAGAGAGUUCACGCUGGAGAAAAGCCAUAUCUGUGCCAUGAGUGUGGAAAAUCUUUUAAAAAAUCAGAUCACCUUCGUUGUCACCAGAGAGUUCACACUGGAGAAAGGCCAUAUCAGUGCAGUGUAUGUGGGAAAUCUUUUAAAACAAGAAGUAGCCUAUGUUGUCAUGAGAAGCUUCACAGUGGAGAAAGGUCUUAUGAAUGUAGUGAAUGUGGGAAAUCUUUCACCAAUAGCACUCGCUUCCAUUGUCAUCAGAGAGUUCACACUGGAGGAAGGCCCUAUCAGUGCAGUGAGUGUGGGAAAUCAUUUAAAAAACUGAGUCACCUUCGUUGUCAUCAGACAGUUCACACUGGAGAAAGGCCCUAUCAGUGCAGUGUAUGUGGGAAAUCUUUUAAAACAAGAAGUAGCCUUUUUUGUCACGAGAAAAUUCACAGUGGAGAAAGGUCUUACGAAUGUAGUGAAUGUGGGAAAUCUUUCAUCAAUAGCACUCUCCUCCAUUAUCAUCAGAGACGUCACACUGGAGAAAGGCCCUAUCAGUGCAGUGAAUGUGGGAAAUCUUUUACCAGAAACCAUAACCUUCUUUCUCAUCAGAGACGUCACACUGGAGAAAGGCCUUAUGAGUGCAAUCAGUGUGGGAAGUCUUUCUUCGAAAAGAAUGCACUUCAUUGUCAUCAGAGAGUUCAUACUGGAGAAAAGCCUUAUGGGUGCAGUGAAUGUGGGAGAUCUUUCUUCCGAAAAAAUGCACUUCAUUGUCACAAGAGAGUUCACACUGGAGAAAGGCCUUAUGAGUGCAGAGAAUGUGGGAAAUCAUAUCGCAGUAGCAAUGGCCUUCGUUCUCAUAGGAGUUUUCACACAGGAGAAAGGCCUUUUGAGUGCAGUAAAUGUGGAAAAGCUUAUCGCAGUCACCGUAGCCUGCGUUGUCAUCAGAGAGUUCACACAGGAGAGAGGCCUUAUGAGUGCAGUGAAUGUGGGAAAUCUUACCGCAGUAGAACUGGACUUCGUUCUCAUCAUGGAUUUCACAAAGGAGAAAGGCCUUUUGAGUGCAGUAAAUGUGGAAAAGCUUAUCACAGUUGCCCUAGCCUACUUUAUCAUCAGAGAGUUCACACAGGAGAAAGGCCUUAUGAGUGCAGUGAAUGUGCGGAAGGUCUUAGAUGUUAGGAAGUAUAGAGAAUUUUUCAUUUAUGUUAACAAUGACAGGGAAUUCUUUCAAGCCUUGUGUGAAUCAAAUCUUAUACAGCCAAGCAUCAACAGUGAGGAGGUUCCCCAUGAUUAUCUUUUUAUAUGUGUAGUGUGUGUCCAGGUUGCACUUUCUUUACCCAGGUCUUUUUCCAGAUCCACGUCACUGCAUAUUUCUGUUGCUGAAGCUAUUUCCCCUGUACCACUUAUAAGGUUCAGAGAGAUUCCAUGAGUCACCAUGCUUGAUGUGCUCAGAGAAGGUUCUCUGGUUUGUUGGAGAAAAUUAGGAGUCAUUUUAGGUCUUUUUUUCCUUGCCUUUUCACUACAUGGCACACUUACGUGACUCAAUUUUGGCUCAGGAAGCAUCAUCUGAAUCUAGAUGUCAGCUUGUAGGAGGACUCCAUUUUUCAGGAACAUGCUUUUUUACAUACCACUGAUAAUUUUUGAGUGUCCAAAUCACCAGUGGGGAACUGCCAAGCUGAUCUCCCUUGGCCUGUAAAAUAAGGGAGGACUUUUCCCCAAGUCUUCUUUAAUCUUGGCUGUUCUAUUUAUUGUGUGAGGUAGUUUAUGAGCAGUUUUCAGCCCCACAAACAUAAAGAUAUGAACAACUUUUAUGCAUGUCUCAAACUUUCUCUGCCUCCAUGGGGACGGUUUGGUGCAGAGAUGAACUCAGCAGUUUUUUCCCAGACCUGCAUUCCUGUACAUAGUCACCUGGGCCAGACUGUGGGCGCUCUAGUUCUCAUGAGAAGCCUCAAUGGUGCGAGUUUUCAGAAGACAAGGAGAUCAUUCCAAAGAAGGGAUAGCUAUGAUAACCUCAAUAUGUCUGGGAGCAGCAUGAAUUUUUUUCUUGUAAAGGAUGCCAGUAUUUUUGCAGGUAAUCACCAGCCCAGGUCUUGCAAAGGGCCAUGUACCAAAUGUCUGCAGUUUCAUGGGGGAUGGGAAGUUGUAGCACCAGAGAGGUCAGGGGAACUGAUUGCAACAGAAAUAUUGCUCUAACAGGUGCUGAGGCAACUAGAUGGAAUGUGCAUUUUCUCAGCAUGCAUCCAGAAAUGUUUCUGAGAAAAAGACUGCAGGAUCAGUGUGUGCACGAAUCACAGGAUCUGCAGGAAUUUUGAUCUCUGUUGAUUCAGUCAUUGUCAUUGAAUAUAAGUAAAAGUUUUUGUGGUCCUGGUCAGGUAGCUCAGUUGGUUAGUAUCUUGAUAUGCCAAGGUUCUGAUUUCAGUUCUUGGUAAGGGCACAUACAAGAAGCAACAAACAAAUGCACACGUAAGUGAACCAACAAAUCCAGGUUUCUCUCUCCCUCUCUAUCUCCCCUUCAGUACCCUUCCCUCUUUCUAAAGUCAAUACAAUUUUUUUUUAAAGCUGUGGAUUUCUGCCACCUCUCACAAGUUCAUGUCAGAGCCACUGGUGCCCUGGUAGAGAGGAAAAUGAAAAAGUGAAUCUGUACUCAGGGAUGUCACUGUUUGACCCAGCCAGCAAUCCUGUUGCUUUCAGUGAGUUUUUUAUUUUUUGCUUUAUUGGCUGUUACUGAGGCAAAGCCUCACCCAGAGCACAUGAGUUACAUGGAUUGAAUGUAGAAUUGUUAAACCUAUUUUCAAAAUGAGUUGGAUGUACACAUUUUAAAACUCUUAAACCACUUUAAAGAUGCUCAAAUUAGUAAACAUUUCAAGUAUAAUAAUUGAUCAGUCUUCACUUAUGCAUGACACUGAAACCAUCACCAUUGUCAUAGUACUGACCAUUACUGUCACUGGGAAUUUACUUCAUGGCCAUUUUAAUCUCUCCUGCCCUUCAUGGCUUGGUAAGUAAACAUUGAUUUACGUUCCAUGUUAAGCGGUAACUUUGCAAUUUCUUAAUUUUAGAUGAUACAAAUAACAUCUCUUCUGCUUUCGUAUACAUUGCAUAUAUAUUUGGAGAUUUAUUAAUGAUGUAUUAGUAGCUCAUCUGUUUUUGCUGAGAAAUAAUUCUUAAGUAUAUUUUAUUGAUUAUGCUAUCCAAGUUGUCCCAUUUUUUUUCUCUAUCCCCCUCACCCUGCAUCCCCCCCCCCACCAAGCAUUCCCACCACCCCUUAGUUCGUGUCCAUGGGUCAUACAUAUAAGUUCUUUGGCUGCUCCAUUUCCUGUACUAUUCUUAACUUGCCACUGUCUAUUUUGUACCUACCAAUUAUGCUUCUUAUUCCCUAUACCUUUUCCCCCAUUCCCCCCACUCCCUCCCUGCUGAUAACCCUCCAUAUGAUCUCCAUUUCUGUGAUUUUGUUCUGGUUCUAGUUGUUUGCUUAUUUUGUUGUCUUUGUUUUUUAGGUUCAGUUGUUGAUAGUUGUGAGUUUGUUGUCAUUUUACUGUUCAUAGUUUUGUUCUUAGAUAAGUCACUUUAACAAUCCAUAUAAUAAAGGCUUGGUGAUGAUGAACCUCUUUAACUUUACCUUACCUGGGAAGCACUUUAUCUGCCCUUCCAUUCUGAAUGAUAGCUUUGCUGGAUAGAGUAAUCUCAGAUGUAGGUCCUUGCCUUUCAUUACUUUGAAUACUUCUUGCUAGCCCCUUGUUGCCUGCAAGGUUUUUUAUUUUUUUGAGAAAUCAGCUGAUAGUCUUAUGGGAACUCCUUUGUAGAUAACUAACUCUCUGUUCUCUUGCUGCUUUUAAGAUCGCCUCCUUUCAUCUUGUGUAACUUAAUUAUGAUGUAUCUUGGUGUGUGCCUCCUUGGCUCCCAAUUUCUUUGGGACUCUCUGAGGUUCCUGGAAGUCUCUUUCCUUUGCCAGAUUGGGGAAAUUUUCCUUCAUUAUUUCAAAUAAGUUUUCAAUUUCUCGCUCUUCCUCUUCUUCUGGCACCCCUAUGAUUUGGAUGUUGGAACAUUUAAAGGUUUCGCGGAGGUUCCUAAGCCUCUCCUCACUGUUUUGAAUUCUGUUUUGGUUGAAUGUUUAUUUCUUCCUUCUGUUCCAAAUCAUUGAUUUGAGUCCUGGUUUCCUUCUCUUCACUGUUGGCUCCCUACAUUUCUUCACUUUACUUUUCAUAGCCUUCACUUCUUCCCCUAUUUUACGUCCAUACUAAAUCAUUUCUGUGAGCAUCCUGAUUACCAGUGUUUUGAGCACUGCAUCUGAUGGGUUAGCUAUCUCCUCAUUGCUGAGUCCUUUUUCUGGAGCUUUGAUCUGUUCUUUCAUUUGGGCCAUAUUCUUCGUCUCUGUGCAGCUGUUACGUUGUAAGUGGCGGGCCCUUAGGAAUUCACUAGGGCAGGGCAACCCACUCCCCAGUGUUGUGGUGCUGUUUGUAGGGGAGGGUUCAAAGAGGGAACAGUGCUGCUUGCUUGGCUCUUGACAGGCUUUCAGUCACUUCCCACAGGCAAACUGGGCCCUUCUGGGGUUGAUUCCCAGGUGGAUUGUUUUGUGUACAUUCUAGUACCCUGUGGGUCUGUCCAACAGACUGGCCUGUGAGACUGGGAGAUUCUCCCGCUGCUGGAACCCUGGAUUGUGCAGUCUGUCUCGCUGCCCAGUUGUUCCUCCUGGCUUAUCUGCAUGUGAAUGUGGGAUAGCCCAAUCUGCCCACUGCCACCUUGCCUGCCAGGUUCACUACCUUGCCACAAGUCUUCUCUGCCCCAGCUGCCCAUAUCCGCCCCUCCCACCAGUCUGCAUGAAUGUUUCUUCUUUAACUCCUUGUUUGUCAGACUUCCAUAGAGCUUGAUUUUCUGGCAGUUCUGUUUUUUUGUUUUUAAAUUUGUUGUCCUUUCGGUUGUACGCAGAAGCAAAGCUUAUCUAUGCCUACAUCUUGGCUGGAAGUCAGAAAUCCUCUUAUCUUCGAAGAUAGCACUAUGCAUUUAUCCAUUCAGUUUGGCUAUUUCUAGUUUUUCACUUUAAAAUAAAGCUGGUAUAAGUAUUUGUUUAUAAUUCUUUAUAUAGACAUGUUUCAUUUACCUUUGUCAGUAACUCAGUGGACAGUCUGAGCCAUAGUGCAGGUGAAUGAAUAACUUAGAGAUUAGCAAUUUUUGACUUAAACUGACUGUACCAGGAAUGUGAGAGAGAGUCCAUUCCUCCACAUCCUAGAGAAUACUUGAUCUGGUCAGUCAUUUCUUUAUUUAACCUUUUUUUUUUAACAUUGUACUGCUGUCUCACUGUUGUUUUAUAAUUAUUUUUCUAAAGAUUCAUGGUGAGCCUUUUCUCAGAUGUGUAUUUGCUAUGUCUGUAUCUUUGCUAAAUGUCUGAUCCUAUGUUCUGGCUAAUCUGAUAAGAAUUUUGGCUGUUUUCUAUAACAAAAGGACAGAGAAACAACAAAGAGGUAUGUUGGAAUUUCAUUCAUUUCUGGCC
Messenger RNA from Pteronotus mesoamericanus, 6532 nucleotides. Its product is annotated as zinc finger protein 883-like. The transcript has 3 exons. Bases 364 to 2226 code for a protein of 620 amino acids. The record is from RefSeq and is a predicted model, not a curated record. Gene Ontology annotation, molecular function: RNA polymerase II transcription regulatory region sequence-specific DNA binding; DNA-binding transcription factor activity, RNA polymerase II-specific. Gene Ontology annotation, biological process: regulation of transcription by RNA polymerase II. Lineage: Eukaryota; Metazoa; Chordata; Mammalia; Chiroptera; Mormoopidae. Gene Ontology annotation, cellular component: nucleus.